Xyrichtys novacula (pearly razorfish) is the source of this 29960-nucleotide messenger RNA. Lineage: Eukaryota; Metazoa; Chordata; Actinopteri; Labriformes; Labridae. The record is from the annotation of a GenBank genome assembly.
AUGGAUCGCUCCUCUCUGUGCUUCUCCCAAAAUUACACCGACUCUUCACUGAAACGGUUUUCAGAGGUGGACUUCACGGACAAGAGCAUCGAGGAAAUUGGAUUGGAACAGCAUGAUGGUUAGCAUAAGUAAAAGCCUUGGACGUCUCUGCCGGGAGCACAAAUCUUCAAAUGUCUUUAAGGGAGACAAAGACGUCGUGACUUCAGGCGGAGACAGAAUAACAAAAGGUGGUGAGAGAGGAAAUCAAGAAGGCCAUCUGAAGAGAGAAGACAGAAAAGUUCAGGCAGUUCGAAACUUCCUCUCUCUUUUCGGAUGUUUUUUUUCCUUUCCCGGUUCCUUCUCUUUAGUCGUAUGUGCCGUGUGAUGAGGGCAGCUAAUCUGUGCCUGUCAGCAUGAGACCACCGAGGAGACGAACCCCCCCAGACUGGAACACAAAUAAACACAGAGACUGAUCAGUCCGUCCCAGAGCGUGAAAACAGACGAGGACGUUCAUAAAGAGCGAAGACGAGGUGGAAAAUACAGGAAAACAGAAACCGAGACACAACCGAGUCAUCUUCAUCUCCUAAACUGUUGAAUUUAUUCGUGUCCACGUUUGGUUUUGUUUCAGGUUGUGAAGUGGCCCCACCGUCUUAACCUUCGUAUUUUUAAUCAUCCGUCCUCCACGGCUCCUCUCUGCCAAAAAUCCAACGAGAGCAUCUUCAGGGUGUUCAUUUAAAAACGGUAAUUAACACCAAAGGUGAGCUCAAACAGGAGAGAUUCAUUCUAAACCGCCAAUUAAUAUGAGAGGCGAGCCGAGGCUGUCGGCCAAUCUUAAUGAGUUCAGACCACAGAGCGCCCCCCGGUGACGCAUUUAUCUGUGGAAAACUUUUUCGUCUUCCCCACGGCCCAAAACUUAUCUCUGAGUUUCCUCAGUUAUAGAAAAAGUUUUGUGGUUCACUCCAGAGACGAAAAAACCUGAAAACCUGAAAACUCAGAGGGACACGGUGAGAGAGGAUGAGUGAGUUACACACCUGCAGGUCAACGUAGCUGCUUCUCAUGGCCAGAGGGAAGUUCAUCAGCUCAGCGGACGAGUGACCGCCAACCUCUCUCUUUUUUUACUGUAACCUCGGCUCUGAAGGUCAGCUCUAGCCUGUUUACGUUACCAUGAAGAGCUGAAAGAGGCGGUUCUUGCUGAACCGGAUUAGGAAGAAUCCAAACUCUGCUCUGACGUGGAAACAUGGAUCACAGACGACUUGAGCAAGAUCGAUCAGCCUUUGUGGAGCUGAAAACGAUCUGUGUGUGUUUGGAUUUUAUCUUUAACUGCACUUUAAUAACCCCAGACUCCAGACACUGGACCCUUGCCCCGAAUUUCCACCACGUCCACAACAGCUCCGAUCCAGAACGGCUGCAAUUUUCGCCGUCCGCCAAUUUCAUUUGUGGGGCGAAGAAGUUCUUUCUUAUCUUCGGUUACAUAAUCAAAGUUAGGAUUAUAUUUUUUAGUAUUUAUGUUGAGUAUGAACACAAACGGAGGUCAGUUUCAUGUUUGUUUAGUUCUCCUAUCCGAUCGAAAAGUCAGAAUUUCAUCAACAAAAUUCAAGACGACUUCAGACGUGUCCCUUGAUGGCGGAUUCAUGUGCUCUGUGGUGGUAACCCCCAAUUUACACCGCAUCCGGAACGGCGGCAAUCCGCCAAUUCCUACCUGAUCCAUUUGUGAGGCGAAUUUCCUGGCGGAUUACAGACAGACAGACAAGAAUCGCAAGAACUCUCAAGAACCCGGAAGAUUCACGUGCAGUCGCGCAAUUACAAGUUGUGUCUUUCUAGUUUCUAGUAGUUAUUUUGAAAAGAAGACGGAUGUUUUAUUUUGAAGUCUGUGCCCGACACAGACCGACACAGCGGAACGGAACGGAAGUAAGCCGGGGGAAAUUGACACGUUAACUUGAAUGGUUACGAUCAGCGGUGGAAAAUGGCGGUUAUUGUCAGCAUUAAGCUCUUCAGAUCUACUCUGUGGAUUCACUCAUACUUGAACAGGGCUCUUUUAGGUUUUAAGGUUUGUGGAUGUGCUCUUCUCUGUUCGGCUUUCUGUCCACUUCUUUCAGCUCGAUGUCCAUUAAUAAUUCAGGUCGCGGUUAUUACUUUAAAGGUUAGCUGAGUUUAUAAUGUCGGCGUUUAAAUGAAAACUGCUCCAUAAGUUUCAGCAUCGCCGUUUUUACAGCCCGCUCAGCAUUUAAAUGUUACAGUGAUUUAAAAUUAAUCAAUAUUAGACGAGGCUGAUACUCCUCGGGCUUUUUUCAGAGCUCUCCCUCGAGACGAAAUUUAUGACACAAAGAAGACAAGGCAGUCUGGAGCGACGAUAUAACACUCCUCAGACCAUUAGUUUGGGCUGUAAAUCAAAGUACUGAUGCAGACGGUGGACUUGUCCCUCACAGGUCCUUCAGAUCCGGUUCUGACAUGUGGUCUAAAGUGAUCAAAUGGACCACUUUAAAUAUGAGCACUCAGACUUUGCAUCAACAGGUGUCCACUGUGACCACCUCUGACUGAAUCUUCAUAGAUACAGCCCAUGACUUUGAUAUUUGGGGGCGGGGCAUCCAAAUGGAUAACAAUUCUCAUCGCCAUGUUGUAUAUUGAGUUAUUACUGUGAACAUAGGGCUGGGCGAUAAGGCCUCAAAUCAAUAUCAUGAUAUAUUAUAUAUAUACCGAUAUUGUCGUUAAUUUGAGUAUCGUUAUAUUUUUGGUUUAUUGCCCAGUCCUAACCCAGAUACAGCUUUGUCCUUUUGUUUGAUAACAUAUUGAUGCUAAAAGCUCAUGUUGUGUAUCGUCUCUGUUAUCAGUGUUACUACAGUAUCAAGGACAUCAGUAUCAGUGGACGCUGUGUUUGCAUCGGUCACGCUGAGACCUGCAACGCCGAGGACCCCAACGACCCCUACAAGUAAGGUUUAGAUUUUGAGCUCUUGACCGUAGCCGACCUACACACAUCCAAAACCAACUUUCAUUUAUCUGUUUUUUUGACACUGAAUAUGCUGAUAUGGGCAAAAUGACGUUGGUUAUCGUCGUAAAUUUCAGUAUCUGUAAAUUUUCGGUUUAUCGCCCAGCCCUCUGUGAACGGACUAAGAACGAUACUUUAAUAAACUGACAGGAUCAUAAGUUAUCAAUUAUCAAUUAUCAAUUAAACAUAAAGGCAUAACUAAUGCUACAUUCCAGUUACCUCGAAAGUUGGACGUCAGAGCUGGGAAUGACGUUACACCCGAGUUGACGGCGUUCCAGUAAACGAGUCGGAAAACCAAGAUGGACGCCUGCUGUUAGCCGUUGUAAGUUGUUGUUAGCUAUACCAGUUGUAAACAACGUAUAACAUAAUAUUUUACUCUCACAAAUCCAUCUUGGAUUAUGAUGUUGUCGACAAGUCAGGGUUGGUGAGAUGAAUAUCCGACUCGGAGUACGACUUGAACGCAGCAUUCGUUGUUUCAUGAAUACAAAGUUGUGUAAAAAGUAACACCCAGGAUCAAGCUGCAUCAAACUUUUUUGUUAUUUUUAAUUACAGAUAAAAAGUCACAGACUCACAGCUUAUCAGUGUAAAAGCAGCUAAAAGCAGGAGGAAAUGAGGGUUUCUGGUGUCAGACACAGACCGAGUUUUUCUCUGCAGAAAUUUCAUGAACUCUAAACCUGCUCACAUUUUAGCGAGUUACACAGUUAUUGUUGUAUUUCACGGGGAUUUACACUCAAAGCUGCCUCAGUUUGCAAAAUCUGGUAAACUGUUCAUCAGCCUUCAGACGAUUAAUCCAACAAAGUUACUGCUGCGCUGACUGCAGACACACACCUUCGGUUUUUGGAUUCCCCGGGCGAAGCUUGUUCUCCUGCCAGAUGGUUACAGCCUCAGAGUUUUCCUGCUCGGCUCUCUGCUGCAGUUUGAGUAAAUAAAACUCAGGUUUUCUGGUGCAUAUGGGAGCCAAGCAGCUGGUCAUGUUACUAGCUGUUUGAAGGGUCCACCGUCACACUCCUCAGACUGAAACAAUCACGUGAAUUAAACCCAACAAAUCAUAUUUGAGCAUUUUCAAUUUUUACCUGCAACUGCUACAGGCGAUAAACUUUACAUGCUUCUCUAGUUGGAUGAUAAAAAGUGAAUUUAUUUUCAGUGUCAGAAACUUUCCUGCUGCUGCGGCUGAUAAAAGAAAAGUACGAAUCUCUCAGACUUUUAUUUGAAUGUGAAAAUAACCGUGAAGGCAGAUUGGACCAGAAUCCCAAAACUCCUACGCUGAUCAAAAGUCAAGGACAAAGAAGAAAACGCACCUUCUCUGCUCCUUCAUUUCCCUCACACUUUAUGAAGUAAUAAAACUUGAAGACCUUAAAAAUUAUCUUUAUGAUGAGCUGGAGAGACUUUAAAGUUUCAAACUUCAUACUGACAAGACUAAGACCUCUGUCUUUAUAGACGAUGGUUUGAGCGGCUCCUCUUAAACAAAGCUCUUUAAUUAAAAAGAAAAUGUGAUUUUCUCCUUUUAGUUCGCUUGUGAUUCAGAGUUAAUUCUCCCUUAGGGUUAAGAACGUCAGAAUGACAUGUUGAGGUAAUUGGCUGUGAAAGAAAAGCCUUUAAAAAUCUGGAGAAACACUUGGAAAUAUACCAGCAGCUAUGGUAUUAACAUAUUGUCGUUAGUCGUCCUAUAAUCAGAUGGAUGUUUCCUCAGGAGGAGCUUUUUUAAGGGUAUGAGGUUUUCUUCUUCAUCGUUCAAUCCUGGAGGUGUGUUUGGAUUCCUGAAGAGGUUGGUGGGUGAUGUGCUGCCAGAGGUGAGGAUGGACGAGGUUUUUUUCAGAACGAAGUGCACCAUCAUCGUUGACUUUCUCAGGAGUCUCAGAGGUGAUGCAUUAACUUCAUCAACAGGACAUAUAGGGUCACAGACAUAGUACUAGACACCAAACAUCUUUUUAACUUUGACUCAUUUCUUUAACAAAGAGACUAAACACAACUCACCUACUCUCUUCCAGCAGACGCUCGUUCGUACAGAGACCUUGGGCCAGUCCAUCACCGAUAGGACUGAUCUAGGAUGUUGUAAAUUUUCUAAAUUUUUUGUCUCCAUUUUUAUCUCCAGUGAAACAUUUGAAUGAUUAUGAUUGUCAACUGACUAUUCCAGAAACCAUUUUACCCCCAAACAAUUCACAUCACAUGUAAGUCAAGAUUUAUUCUUAAAUUAAAAAAAAAAAAUCAAUUUUGGGGCAUAAAAAUCUAUUUAAAAAUUGUAAAAUAAAAAAUUGCAAUACUUAUGUGAAUCUAUUUUCUUCUCCCACCCUUACUAAACACAACUCACCUACUCUCUUCCAGCAGCCACUUGUUUGUACGAAGACGUCUGGGCGAGUCCAUUGACGACAGCGGGGUGCCGCAGCUCAAGGAAGAACAUUUAUGAUCAUUUCUUCAUAGAAAUACAAUCAGACCGAGACGCUAAGACAGAAGAACUACCGCGUCUGUAAAAUGAUGAAUAUGGUGAUUAUUACUUCAAGGAAAUAAUAAAGAAAUGAUCAUAAAUGUUCUUCCUUGAGCUGCGUAACCCCGCUGUAGUCCGUAAUGGACUGGCCUGAGGUCUCUCUACAAACAAGCAGCUGCUGGAAGAGAGUAGGUGAGUUGUGUUUAGUCUCUUUGCUAAAGAAAUGAGUCAAAGUUAAAAAGAUGUUUGGUGUCUAGUACUAUGUCUGUGACCCUAUAUGUCCUGUUGAUGAAGUUAGGUGCUGUUCUGAGCAUUAUUUGUGGCUAUAGAGUGGCGUUUUGGUUGGGGGCGUGGCUCUCUGUAUUUCUAUCCUGCGGUCGUUACUAAAGUUGGUAUAACUAGAGAAGGAAGCGGUCGGCAACAUUCAUCUCUGGAGGGGGGGGUCUAACUCGGUGUUACGGUGGGUUUGACCGUACAUUAAUUAUACACCGUAAUAUCCCUUUAAAUCCACUCACCCUUGUCUUCAGAUGUUUGAGCUCCUUUGUUUGUAAAGAUUCAUCCAUCUGGAGUUGAUAUAAACUAAACCAUUUCUCUGCAACAUAUAAAGAUCAUAAAUUUCAUUGAGUUUACUACAGUUUGCACAUGCCAGUACACAAACUAUGUCUUUGUUUCAACGUUUAAUAUCGUUCCGAUCUAAACUCAUCCUUUCAUUAUAUUAGAGAGAAAAAAAGUCAUUUCCCAUAUAUGAUAGCUUGAGGCUGUCCGUUCACUUACUUUAUUAUGUUUUAUGGAAGAAAUUGAGACUGAGGGAUGAGUUCAUAAAAAAAUAAAGAGGAUUUAUUCCAGGCAGAAGCUGCUAUAAAGUCUAAGAGGAGAGAAAAUACACACUGCUCCAUCGCUGCAACCAUUAUCUGAUCCACAGGUGAAUUUUUACAUCAUUAGGUAAAAUGAAUCCUUAUUAUCCAGUGUGUUAUUUUCAUUAGGAGACACAGUGUUUCUGCAGAAGUGUCGUUUUCCUUCAGAAUAACAUACGAGCGUUUGCAGAGUCAUCGUGUGUUUCUCAUUAAGAGAAAAACUAGAUGGUUCAAAUGAGACUGCGGCUCCUGGUUUGAUAGCACAAUAGCCCCGAGACAAAACCGGAGUCUGCUGCAGUAAAAGCCGUCUCACUGAUCUCUGUAUUAUUUUACUUUAGAUUAGAAACACCUCUAAUGAGGGACAUUUGUUCGGAGUUUAAGACGGCAUCAAUAAUAUUUGCAGGAGGAGUCUGACCCCAAAUCUCCACCUUCAUCCUGAUCGUCUCCUAAAAGGUCAUAUCCUCCGAUCGUAGCUGAUCGUAACCAUUCAAGUUAAUUUGUCAAUUUACACCGACUUCUUUCCGUUCCUCUGCGGAUCGCCGGACUCCUCAGCUGAUCACAAGAGUUCUAGUUUUUCCUGGACGCUGGCGCAUGGCGGAUAAAUUCAGCACAGAUUAACCCGUGCUGGAAAGACGUCAUUUCACCCCGAUGACACCAUGGAUGAGGAGAUGCUGAUUCUAGAAGUCUAGAAGUAGAUUUCCUCCUCUGGAAGGACACAAUCUACUUCUUAUAUGGUUAGUCUAUGUGGCUAAAGACUUGUUAUUGCGUGAUCGCAUGUGAAUCUGUGGGGUUUUGUGAGUUCUCGCGAUUUCUGCUGUCCAUAAUCUGCCACGAAGUUCGCCUCACAGAUGGAUCCAGUAGGAAUUGGUGGAUCGCCGUCGUUCCGGAUUAGAGUCGUUCCAGAUGCGGUGAAAAUCGGGGGUUACCACCACAGAGCACCUGAACGCACCAUCAAGGGACACGUCUGAAGUUGUCUUAUUAAUGUUGAUGACAUUCAGACUUUACACUUGGAUACAAGAACUAAACAAACAUGAAACUGACCUCAGUUUGAGUUCAUCUCAAGGUCGUCAUUAAGAGGAUAUACUCACUUUACAGUAGUUUACCCUGAAGAUGGCGCCAAAGUAGCUGCUAGCUUCUUCGGCGGUUGGUUGUUUAGUAUCUCAUAACUACUGAGUCUGAUGUGGGUUGUGCUGAACGACUGUGCAGGUAUGAGAAUCAUCAGCAUUAUUCAUGUCACCUGUCAGCGGUCGUUAGCUAGCUUCGUAAAUCUGCACUCCUCUUCCUAAUUUUUUGUGUUGAAACUUUUAUGGACACCUGAAAAUCCAACACCCUCAUUUGUGGAUCUGUGUUUUACCUGAAAUUCACUUAUAACCCCAUUUAUCCCGUCUGUUCAGGUUGAUUCUGCCACAGCUCUCCCUGACGAUAAUUAACUUAGAUUGGUUUAAUUCUUUAUUUGCCGCCCGGCACCACUCCCGGCCUCUCCGCAGCGCCUCCAGUGAUGGACGAAGCUGAGUUUACCGGUCCUGCAGGAACAGAUGAGCUGAACCCGUUUAAGACGGAUGUUAAAAACGGAUUUUAGCUGCAUAAGGAGCAGAAAGCUUCAACGCUCUCUUUUGUGGAUCCCAAAACACAAUUAAGGCCUCGAAUGGUCUCCUUUGUUCAGGUGUACUCAGACACUGACACGAUUACUCUGACACAGUUCCUCCUGACGAUAAUUGACCUGAAUUUAUGACCUGAUCUGAGGCGUGUGUGUUUGUUUGUGUGUGUGUGUGUUUGUGUGGGUCUGUAGUUGUUUUUUCACUCGGUGCAGAGGGCCGUUCAUUUAGAUUUCAUUAAUUGGAGAGCUAUCGUCCAAUAAAAGCAUCACCCCGCUCGGUUCGUACCCACAGGUCUGUCUGCUGAUUAAUUUCCAUUUGAUGGAUGAGCCGCUGCUGUGAAAUGAGGCCGACAUCCUUCAGAGUUAAAACCACAUUAAUCAAUCAGCUCAGACAUGUUAAAAUGAGAAGACUGCUUUUCUUUAUUAUUUUCUAUCAGAUGAAGUAUUUAUUUUUUUAACUCACUUUGACACAAGAAGCCGACUGGUGUGUUCAGAUUAGAUAAGGGCCGAAAAACAAAAUUUACCCAUUGUUGUAUAUUUGUUCCUCUUUAGGACUGUGUUUCUGUCUUUUCUCUGCACUUUUAUGAGCAGAAUUCAGGAUCACAUCCUCCCGCCUGGACCCCCUAGUUCCUGACCGUAAAGACGUCACAGAGCCUCACACGGGGAUCGAUAUCCUGUACAUGAGUGAUCUCUGGCUGUGAACCGAGGCCGGCCCUCCCUUUAAUAAGCUGUCACAGCUCGAUAACGGCGGUAAUAUCACACGUAUAAAGUUUUCUUUUAUAGAUCUGGGAAACUGAGACGUCAGGGGAAAACAGAGACGUUAAAGAAGUCAGACACGAGUGCAGCAGGAGAUUUUUUUAACCUUUUUUUCACUGGAAAAUAACUUUGGAGAUCAAGAUCUCUUUGACAAGUGUGACCUGGCCAAGAGGUCAGCUUACAGACGAUGAACCGAUAAGUACUUCAACAAAUAAGAAGAAAAUGAAUAAGAAAAAGAGGGAAAAAAGGAAAAGGAGAAGGAGAAAAAGAUAAAAGGGAAAAAAUAAAAAUCAGGAGGAGAAAAAAUGAAAAAGAAGAAAAAAAGAAAAAGGAGGAAAAAAAAGAAGAGAAAAAGAAGAAAAGAAGAAAAAUAAGAGGAAAAAAGAAAGAAAAAAGAAGAAAGGACAAAAAAGAAAAAGAGGGAAAAAGGAGAAGGAAAAAAGAUAAAAGGGAAAAAAGAAAAAGAAAAAAUGAGAAAAAGAAGAAAAAGAAAAGAGAAGAAAAAGAAGAAGAAAUAUGUGGAAAAAACAAGAAGAAAAAAGGGGGGAAGAAAAAGAAGAGAAAAAGAAAAAAGAAGAAGAGGAAGAGUUCCUAUAACUACUUAACCAAAAAAGAAGAGAAAAAGAAAAAAAAAGAAAACAUGGAAAAGAAGAAAAAAAUGAAAAAGGGGAAAAAAGAAAAGAAGAAAAAGACAAAAAUUAGGAAAGAAGAAAAAGGAAAGAAAAAAGGAGAAAUAUGUGGAAGCAAAACAAAAAAAUGAAGAAAAAGAAGGAAAAAAGAAAAAGAAAAGGAAAAAAGAAGAAAAAUAAAUAGAAGAAGAAGAAGGCUUCCUCUUCAGACUCCUUCUCUUUUGUCUUCAACAGAUGAUCCCAAAUAUUUAAGUCUUUCAAACACGUUGCAGGUUUAGUCUAAAAUCCAGAUUAUAAUCCACACCAUGCUUUGAGGAAGUCAUCUGUCGUUGCGUUCAGCAAUGAUCCGUUUCGAUGCAGAUGCGUAGCUCCUCCUCUUGAACAUGUUCUCAGCCUGUAGAGCAGCUGAGAUAAUUAGGAGGUACAGACAGAACAGACACGUCCGUCAUGAUGUUUAUGAGUUCCACGCUGCUCUUUGAAGGACUCUGUAUCCUGCUCCUCAUGAACACUUGAGCGUCUCAAACCUUUCUGAGUCCAAGUUUCCCAAGGCGCACCCCCAGAAGAAACCGACCCUAAAAAUAACCAGGAAAGGCAGACAAGAGGAAAUGGAGACAGAGAUAAAUUGCUCUGGAAACUGGAGGGUAAAAUUGGACAUCUCACAUGGGGAGCAGCUUGAUUAGAGCCAGACAAGGUUAAAGAAACAGUCGCCUUUUAUCGAUUCUUUCCCCCCUCUUGACAUGUCUCUGAUAAACCCUGACAGACUGACAAAAAAACAAACAUGCUGUUCCUGCGCCCGCACUGAAAACAGCGAAGUCGGUGUUUGGAGAGAAAAUCAUUUACUCUGAUUUAUUUUUUAAACCUCCUAAAUCCUUUUCUCUGAGGACACUUCUCAAAAAGUUGUCUGGAUCUUAUCAAACUCGUCUGCAGACUCGUUUCGGUUUCCCCGGAGGGAACACUUUUGUCAUUUUAAGCUUUUCUCUUCUUCCUUUUUCUACCGUGAAAAACUUUAUUAUUUGAGAUUCAUAUGUUCAGAUUCAAGCAGCUGAUUUGACUUUUACUCUGUCCGCAAACACCGAUAAUCGGGGUCACCUCAGAAGAUGACCGACCAACAAAAGCUUUAAAAAGACGCGACCUGACUCUGCCACAAACCGCAAACAUCCGUCAAACGACUCGAGGAAAGCAAACCGAACUCUGAAGACCGUCAGUGAACCGUUUCAAAUUGCUUCUCUUCAGUCAAACAUCAGGGGUCACGCUCAGUUCAAGGAAAGUCGAAGGAAAGAUCCCAUCCCUUACACUCCUACGCCAGCUUCGUCAAUUUCAGACACUCAGAACUUUCCAGACUCUGCCUCAUGAUGAAAUGUUAAAACUUUUUUUUUUGCUCGGCUGAACUUCUCAGAAAUAUUUCAACAAUUCUUCAAGAGGCUCAACCGUCUCUGUCUGUAAGGAUUGAUUAUAGACGUAUAAGAAAAUGACUCUUUGUGUCUGUGUCGUAUUUAAAGUCGUCUAAUGACUUUAUGAGCCGUUUGGUUCAGUUUGAUUUCUUAAAUGUUGACCCUGGAGUCUUUGACUCUCAGCUGCAGCUCCUAACUUUAGUCUACGUCUAACAGCUCAGACCAGACUCUGCUGUUCCACAUCCACAAAGGUGUUAAAUAAAGAAGGGGUGCAGCAGAUUACUUUGCAGUUCAGGUGACCCGGGUUCAGUCUCACCCUGUCGCCUCUUUCUGAAAUGUUUCUGCUGUUUUCUUUUCCUCUAAUAAAGGACAAAAAAUAAGAUCAAGAUGAGUUAAAAACAAACACGGGUCUACUGUCUUGAUCAUAUUAGCAUGCGAUAAGUGGGGCUGCGAAGGAUGCACCUGAUGCAUCGAAGACAUACAGCGUUCGCCACAUUUGGAGGAACCUUCAAAUCUUCACAUGCAGCCUCUGAAUUUGGACAUAGCUAUAGACACGGAGCGCUUAGAAAUAUAAGAACUGUUAUGAAUGAGGGGAGCAACUUUUCUGCAAAGUUGGUCUGCUUAUGGAUCCACAGGAAUACGUGCGAUCAUCACCUACGAUCAAAAACUCGGAGGAAGCAAGUAAGAGCGCACUCCCUCAGUGUAUUCAUGCUGUAUGUGAAGGUUCUCCUGCAGACGAACAAAGGAACAGCAGAGACGUCAGAAACUGCACCAAUUGUGAGUCGUACUCUAUAAAUCAGUGCGCAAGCUUUCCAAAUAAAUAACUUUAUGCAUGAAAAAAAACAUUUUCAACUCUAAGCUUUAUACAGUGGAGCGUUAUCAGGCUUCUCCUAAAGGAUGUUUACACAGUGUGAGUGUGAAUAAAUGGUGAAAAUAAGUAAAUAUUGAAACAGACUGAAAGGGAAGAGUAACUCCCAGUUUCUGUGCUGAAUUUAUCCGACACGCUCCGGCGUCCGGAAAUAAUAGAUCUCUUGCGAUCAGCUGCGAAGUCCGGCGAUCGGAAAGAAGUCAGUGGAAAUUGACACGCUAACUCGAAUGGUUACGAUCGGCGGAAACUGACUUUUUGUAGCCGUUCCGUAUGCGGUGGAAAUUGGGGUUGAGCUUCAUAAAAACGAGCGUUUUCAGGUUUCUCCUAAAGCUUUAGUUCUUCGUGUGUUAAACUCAUAAUUAAUUGUGUGACUUCCUGAUUUUAAAAGCUAUACUGAGAUUCAGACUUUUAACUCUGCAUGAUUUAUUUAUUUAAAACACUUCAGAGCGAAUCACAGAGUCAAACAGAAACGUGUUUGUGUGUUUGAUGAAGGUCAGAGAGACUCGAUCUGUUGAUCUCCCAGAAGUAAACACAGAGUCGGCUCCUCUCUUUACACUCGCCUGUGGACUGUUUGUGGUUUUAAUUCCUCCUGUUUGUUCGUUUGCUUGUCGACAUUGAGAAAGAUGUGUAUUUGCAUGUUGCCUCGGCUCACAUUAUCGUAUUUCACAUGCAGCGAGUGUGUGUGUGUGUGUGUGUGUGUGUGAGGACGUUGCAUCACCCCUGCAGACUUGUUCACCUCCUCUGUUGUAAACAAAGAUCAGGGCACUCAAUUAUCCUCCUCCCCGCCUCCAGGCCUGUUGGAUCAAUGCUUGUGAUUAACAUUUUGUGGUUCUUCUGGUUAAAUUAAAUCACCGCUCAGGUCUGUGUGACAAUGAAGGAGGAAAAAAACUCCCUUCAGUCUCCAGUCUGACUGCAGCACUUUUUGGAUAUAAUAAAUGAAAUGGUGAACACCUGCAGGGGAGUUUUAAUUACAAUUUCAUGCAAAAUACUUGGAGUAAGACUAUAAAUCAGUGAGGAAAUGUGAGGUCAAAGACAUUAAAUCUCUUCCACAGACACUCAUUUUCUCCAGCAGAGGUGAAUAUUAAUGAGCUGGAGGACCAAUGAGGACCGUUUAUGGAUCCAGCUGCACCAGAGUAAUAGUGAACGUGUUUCAUCGACGAUCAUUGACUCAAUGUAACUGUAAAUGUACCAGCAGAAUGAGGAUAUUUGUCUAAAAACCGACAAUAACAGAGAAAGACUGAUUAAAAAUUCAGGUCAGGUCCCAACAGACUAAAACCCGAACAUAUCCGAGAAUGAGGAAGUACAAAUCACUCUUUGUGUUUCUUUGUCUUUGAGUUAAACGCUGAAAUCUUCGGAUAAAUAUUCUCUCAGGAGGUUAAAGUCUGAGUGUUUGCAAAGCUGUGGAUUUGUUUGAUUGGAAAAACACUCUGAAAUAUCAGUGAUUGAGGCUUGAAAACAAAUGAACGUUAAACUGCAUGAAACAAAUUCAAUGUAUCGCAUCAAACUGAGUGAAAACUUUGAAAACACUUAUAAACAAGUUUGUCUUGACUUCUCAGAGAACUAAUAUUCCUUCAUAAAGUGGUUGGGGAUGAAUUUUCAGGUGGGGUAGUCAGGAUCUGAGUUAGUUCCAGUUUUUAGGAGAAAUCUUGAAUGUAAACUCUACCCCUCCGACCAGUUUUCCCCUCAGCUCCUCCUCUUAAGCCCCGCCCACAAACAGACGCUCCUGCUCGCUCGUAUCGUUCCAAUUAAAUUCAGAUAUAAUGCAGAUAAAUACUUCAGAUCAUUACAAAUGGGGCCCAGUCAAGGUGAAAGUCAAAAGCAUUGGUGCUCCUGUAGAUGCCAACAGACUACCAGCAAACACAAUGUUUGCAGGACUUCUACAACGAGGAUAAAGUGACAUAGUCCAGGACCCGAGGGAGGACAGUUUAGCGAUGGCGCUACAACACGCUACAGCAGGUCCGUUUGACAAGAAACACUUCUGUUACAGACACUUGUCUUACUUUGUUAAAGCGGUUUACCUGUCCAGCAGAAAGGUUACAGGGUCACCAAGAUCCCCAAGCGUCCCCCAUCGUUUAUGUUGACCCGGCUUUUUAGCUCUUGUCCGGUCUACCUCCGUUUUAAGCGCCCGUUAUUCCUCCAGAGUCUCCGGUAUUUACUUUGUUUUCUUGCUUGUGUCGGCAGUCGUGGCCAAAGGAGGAUUCAGACAAUUUUCCGAACUUUCUGGUUGGUUUCUACUGUCCGAUAUUGUAGCACGCUAACUUUGUUUGGGCUCCUGAACGACACGGGGGAGCAGCGUCUGCCUCACAACCAAUCAGGUUAGAGGAGGUGGAGAACGGCUUUGUGAAGAGAACACAGAGAUAUUGUUAUAUUACCAAAUGUCAUCAAUAACUGAUAGCUAUUGAUUGAUAUUGAAAGAUUUUUUUUUAAAUACACCAAAAAAAAGAUGCUUCUUUAACGGAAUCCUGCCGACUCCACCUGUUUUUUUAAUCCCCAUGCAUUAACUCAUACGUGACAUAGUAAGACAGUUGUUUUCAUGGUUGUUUCCACGUCUACUUCCACCUACAGAGCCAGCACUGUCUCUAAAACUUUCCCUUCUACCUUCGUCCCUGACAUCAUUACCAGGUCCUGCUGAUAUGUUGGAUAUCUGGUUCUUCACAGCCACUGAGCCGGUAUGGUGGAGCUUAGGGGGUCCAAAUGUGCCGUUUGCACCCUUUUGCAUGAUAAACCGUUCAUGCACUCUUCUCUCCUGUGCAGACGUACCCCCCAGGUAUGUCAGCUCUUCUCUCUGCACAUCCAUCCAUAAUGUUCUUUCCAUCAGAUGAAACAUCUGUCUGCAGAGCUCCGAUGGUUCCCUCCAUACACUGAAAACCCUUUAAAGAUAAUUAUGGAAUAACCAUCAUCUUCAUAUAAUCAGCGCGUCUGUGUCUGCACACUCGGAGCGCCGCGCCGCACAAGAUAAUUUCGACAUUACAUUACAGGAAAAUUAAAACAGCCGCAAAUUGCAGCAGCGAGGGGUUCAACAAAACCGAUGGCUCCACUUCAGAUGGAUAAUUGUCCUUUUUAGAGGCGCCGCUCUGUGGUUUACGUGAACUCUCACCACAGCGUGAAACUUUCACCUUCUGAUUCAGUGGAGUGUAAUUACAGCUGCCCUCAGAGGAAGCUGCCUCAGUGAAAACCAACGAUGCCGCGAGUGUGCCGAGGCUCUGAUGAUGCACAGAUAAAAGAAUAAAUUAGUAAUUCUGCGAAAUGACAGCAGAGAUGAGGUCUGUUUGGAAAGCGGCGGUUCUGUAAAUGGAAACACUGAGAUUACAGAACAAAGGGGUUCGUAAUUAUCCUACACAACAAGAUCUCCGGAUGUAAGGGUGGAUUUAGAGGACGGGGGACUAGUUUUCUAGAAGGUUCAAGACUGAUUCCUCAAGUUUAAGUACGGAGAUAUAUCCCAAAAGUUUCAGCUGACUUCUAUUUCUGAUCUGACGGAUGUUUCAAUGUUGAUUUUAGCAGGAUAGAUAAACAUAGAUCCAUCAGAGAUGCUUCUGUACCUGCUAAACGAAGAUAAACACGAUCAUCUCAUCAUCAGUGACUUCUCGCCUCCCCUUUAGACAUUCCUUUAAACUUAUAAUUCAGACAUUACAGUAUGAAAUUAUAAGAGAUAAUCUGCAGCAGUGAGGAGCUUUAAUAGACCAGGUGGCUCCUUUCAGAUCAAUAACUUUUCUUUUUUCGAGCUGCUGUGUGAACCAGAGCGUGAAACUUGAACCCUCUAAUUUAACCCUGAGAAGAGGCGUAAAUACAGCUGUCAUGUAUGAUCCUGUCUGACUGAUCAGGAUGUUGGACAAGUUUGAGAUCUCUUGAAACCCAGAGUGAGGACAAACUGUACAGGGCUGUUUGCCGACUGAAGUGUUCCUGCAGCCUUCAGGUAAACAGGAAAUAAGAAAGACGAAGAGAAGAGAGGAUAAGAGGAGGGAAACAGCGUGCUCAUGAUUUCAAGAUCUCUUUAUCUGAAAAAUAACCUGAUCUUAAAUAAGUUUGGUGUCCUUAUCUCUUUAAGCCCAAAAAUGUCACCUCCUAAAAAAAGAAACUCUGAGUUUUACUUUAAUGACAGACAGCCUCUCUGCUUUAAGCGAUAUUUACACAUGCAGCACAUGUUGUCCUCCACCUGCAGGCACCAAUCAUAGGUAGGUGAUAUCAUGCAUGUCGCUCCCUGCUGAGCAAGUUCUAUAUUUAAUAUCAGCUGCUUUUGACAAGAAACAGAACACAUCACUUCUGGACUUCUUUACGGCUUCACUUCUUCUCCAGCAUGAAAAGAUCGAGUUUCAGUUUCAGCCUUUGACUCCAAACGGUUUCAUCUUUUGAUAAGAGCAGGAUUUCCACGGUUCCUGAGAGAAUGUUAAACCGUUGUUCUAGAACGUUGUGGGUUCUGAAAGAGUGUCGAGUUUUAGCUCUAGAAUUUUGACGGUUUUCAAAGAAUGUGGCGCUGCGGUUCUAGAAUGUUAAGGGUUCUGAAUGAAUCUUCAUUAUAGAAUUUUUUAGAGUGCCCAGAAGAAUGGUUUUUAGUUCUAGAACGUUGAGUAGGUCAAACAGAAUGAAAUGUAGUUCUGGAAUGGAGAGAGUUUCGGUUCUCGAACGUUUAGGGGCGUCCAAAAGAAUGGCGUGUAGUUCUAGAAUGUUGAGGGUUCCACACAGAAUGUUACGCCGCAGUUCUAGAAUGUUGAGGGUUCUUUAUGAAAGUUAUAGUUGUAGAAUAUACAGAGUUUCUGACAGAAUUCUGAGGCGAGUUCUUCAAUGUUACAGGAUUGGAAACAAAGAUUAGGUUGUGGUUUGAGUAUGUUGAGUGUGUCUAACAGAAUAAAAUGUAGUUCUAGAAUCCAGAUUCUGUUGUUCUAGAAUGUUGGGGGGUUCUUAAAGAAUACGUGGUUCUAAUCUUAGAAUGUGGAGAGUUCUGAUAGAAUGUUGAGAUGGGUUCCAGAAUGUUGGGGGAUUGGAGAGGAUGUUUAGUUGUAGUUCUAGAAUGUUGAGUGGGUCUAAUAGAAUGAAAUGUAGAUCUGGAAUGUAGAGAGUUCCUGUAAGAAUGUUUGACCGUCGUUCUAGAACGUCAGGGAUUUCUCUUAAACUGCAAACCAUUUUAGCCGGCAGGGUGUCUGUGUUUCUGUGUUUCUGUGUUUCUGCCUCUGGCUUUCAGUAAAUGGGUGUGAAACAGUUUGCGAGUGCAGUCGAUCCCUCUGCAUGUACAUGUACAUGAAAGUUGAAAUGAAAAUCAAUACAGCUGCAGUGAGGUUUCAUAAUUGGUGUUUCUUGGUGUUUCUCAACACAAACCACCGCUGCUCCGACCAUCCGGUCUGGUUCUGAUCGGUGAUCGUUCCUCAGGUCUUUCUGCUCUCACAUGGUGCAGGAUGAAGCACGGAUGUCUUAGUAUGUGCAGAUAAGAAACAUGAUACCUUCAGGUGAAUUCUUUGAUUUUUUUUUACAAACUUCUUGAGUCAAAAGUAAUAACCCAAAAGUUGAAGUUCUUGAUUUUUAUGUCUUUUUAAAUUUCUUUGUGUUGAAAAAGAUGAAGUAUAGUAAAGACGGAUGCUUGCAGUGAGAGCUUGAACCCAAACUCGUCCCUGUGGGAUUUGUUAUCAGAAGGACUCCGGGGGUCUAAUUGAAGCACAUCAGCUCACUGACUUCAGACAGCAGACAGACAGACAGACAGACAGAGGGAGGAGGAGAUGUUUGAGACGAAGGAGAAAUUUUAAGGCUUAAAGUCAUGGUUGACGAUUGGAGUCAUUAGUAAUUAUUAUGAAUCUCGUUUCUAUGGCGAUCUGUCGUACCCGCAACAGACUGAAAAGAAAGAGAAAUAGAUCUCACAUCUGUAGAGGAUAAAAACUGCAGCAGACACUUCAGGUCAUGUCAAUCAGAGAGUUUUUAAACUUUUACAUUAAAAAGUUUGUUAACUUUUUAUAAAUAAGUUUUCGCACCUUUGUUUCCAUGCACAACAUAUGUAUGUUUACUGGGGAGCUUGUGUUGAAUGAGUCACUAAUGUACCAUCGCCGAUCAACCAGAACUUAAACUCACCGAGGAAUUCAACAUUUUCAGAAAUAAUGCCCUCAAGACCCUGAAAUAAUGCAGUUUGAGAGGAGACAUCUUUGCAGGAGAAGCUGAGAGAUAAGGAGCUGCAGAAAAACCUAAAAAGUAAUUUAGUGUGAGAGGAGACCUCUUUGCAGGAGAAAGGCGAAGCUCGGCUAAUAGCUCACAAUGAUGCUAAUGUUUUAUUUUGCUUCUUUCAAACGUUCAAAUCAGAAGCAGUAAAGGUUCAGACUGAUUUUACUUGAAGAAACAAAGGUCCGUGUGAAAAAUGCAUAAUCAGCUCAUAAAGGUUAAUGCCUUUUACUUCGCUUCAUUAAGUACACGGUGUGAUAUCUGUUCUUACACCUGAGCUGGAAUAAAUGUUAAAGCCCCUAAUUAAGAAACACACACCAGUCACAGAUGAUGUAGGCAGUAAUAAUGAGUCUGUGUCUCUUUUGGUCCAAAGUCCUCAUAUCAUCAGAGUUAAAGGCUGAUGCAAAAUUUCCUCAUUCCCCCUCAAGGAUUAAAGAAUUUAUGUGACACUGAACAUCAGCUCUUCAAAGAGGCACAAAUCCUCCAGAGGCUCAGCUGGAUGAAGCUCCAACAACUUUUAAUGACUUCAGUGUUGUCCUGAAGAGCCGGGUCUUCGAAUAUCAACAUCAUGUACCUUUUAAAACUUUAAAACCAAAGAGGUAACCUGUGAAAGAAACAUUUAAACACAUGGGAUUAAAAAGAAGCAGCAGUUCUAGUAUUUAGAUCAUGACAUAAACACAGAUGAAGUUGCAUGAAAAGCGAGUGACAUUUUCAGGUCCGUUUGUAAGAGAGCACUCACAAAAACCCUCUCAUCACAGGGCUGUUGUUGUUUUUUUCGAGUGUACGAUACUCAACGCUGAGAGUGGAUUCAUAACUUUUGUGUCACAGUUCUGUCUCCAAUAUAGAUUUCAUAACUUGUCUGAAAAACUAGAAUGCCAGGUUAUUUUUUACCUUGAGCUACUUUAUCAUUUUUCUUUUCCACUGAGAAUUUUCACUUGUUUCUCCAGAAAUCUAUAUUGAACUUCAGAUUACAAACACGAAUCAUUACUCCAGCAUUCUGACAUUUGCAGUUUAAGGUCAAACAUAUUUUAAUUUCAGCUUUGCAUGCUUCAGGAUUUGCUCGCCUCGGUGUAAAUUUUCCACUCCACUGCGCGGCUCCUACCUAAUAGACCACUGAGGCUUGAAAGAGCAAGUGAUAAGAGAGUUGUCAGGAGGUUCAGCGAGCCUUUCAUAACUCCAGUUUCUCUACAUAAUCCUGCAGCUGUAGGGAGAGUGUUUCAGGUAGACUCACCUCUGGUGUUAUUUUCCUACCAUUACAGUGUCAUUAUUUUAAAUGCUGAUUGGAGCAGCAGGAGAUGACUUUGCUGUGCUUUAGUAAAGUCAUUUUACCGUCACCUCUCUUGGGAAUUUAAAGAACCUCAUACUUCGAAAAGGAAAAAGAGGGAAAACUGAAAAGAAAAAUAAAACUCCCUGGAGACCUAAAGUUAAAGGGAUAUUCCGAAUGUUGCCGACCGCUUGCUUCUCUAGUUAUACCAACUUUAGUAACGACCGCAGGAUAGUAAUACAGAGAGCCACGCCCCCAACCAAAACGCCACUCUAUAGCCACAAAUAAUGCUCAGAACAGCACCUAACUUCAUCAACAGGACAUAUAGGGUCACAGACAUAGUACUAGACACCAAACAUCUUUUUAACUUUGACUCAUUUCUUUAGCAAAGAGACUAAACACAACUCACCUACUCUCUUCCAGCAGACGCUUGUUUGUAGAGAGACCUCAGGCCAGUCCAUUACAGACUACAGCGGGGUGCCGCAGCUCAAGGAAGAACAUUUAUGAUCAUUUCUUCAUGGAAAUACAAUCAGACCGAGACGCUAAGACAGAAGAACUACUGCGUCUGUAAAAUGAUCAAUAUGGUGAUUAUUAAACUUUUAUUAUCCAACUAUUUAUUUAAUAAGUGUACACAUUCCUACUCAUAUUCCUACAUAUCUUACUGUUUAUAUUCUUCAACGCACCCGCUUUUUUUCACACCUGCAUUGAUUAUACCUAAUCAUUAUACUGUAUAUAUAGAUAAUGUACUUAAUUAGAUUUUUUGUUGUUGUUGUUUAGCCUAUUCAUACCUGCAGUAACCAACACUGUGUAUAUAUUUUUAGCAUAUUCAUUGCACACACACACACACACACACACACACAUAUAUAUAUAUAUAUAUAUAUAUAUAUAUAUAUAGUAUAUUCAGCCCAUACCUGCACUGCCCAUAUGUACAUACCUUGCACUUCUGGUUAGAUGCUAAACUGCAUUUCGUUGUCCCUGUACUUGUACCGUGUUCAAUGACAAUAAAGUCUAAUCUAAUCUAAUCUAAUCUAAUCUAAUCUAAUCUAUUACUGCAAGGAAAUUAUAAAGAAAUGAUCAUAAAUGUUCUUCCUUGAGCUGCGGCACCCCGCUGUAGUCUGUAAUGGACUGGCCUGAGGUCUCACUACAAACAAGCGUCUGCUGGAAGAGAGUAGGUGAGUUGUGUUUAGUCUCUUUGUUAAAGAAAUUAGUCAAAGUUAAUUUUACGCCUGAAUAUUCCUUUAAAUACUUUAACUGAUGAAACAUAAAUGUGCAGGACAGCUUGCACAGAAAGAGGUUCAGGGAGUGUGUGCAACAAAAAUCUCAAGCAAGGCAAAUGACAGUCGUCUUUCUGCUGUGAUUUUAGAUCCUUAGAGAAUAAAUGAUUGUGAUUUUCUGUAACUUGAGGUGUUUGUGUCACAGAAAAAUACAUUUUCAGGGGUUUUUAUUCUGCAGAGACGACCUGAAAACCGACACGGCUGCCUCUUCAAUGAUUAAAAACCUGUCUUCUCCUGCACAGCGUGGGCUGGGAUUCAUGCGUGCUCUUAGUGAUACGAUGUCAAAACAUGAAAUGAGAAAUGACUGUUAGGUAACACCGUUUUUCCAUCUGUGAGAGCUGUAACAAUACUGCGCACUCAUCUCUGCAGGGUGCAUCUAACUUUACCCCGAAAGAGGAGGAAAAAAAGACGCUGCUAAGAGAGGCUGCUAAUGCACAGAGAGGAACAGAAGAUGACAGACAGUCUAAGUGAGAUUAAAUAAAAGGGAAGAAAUGCUGAAUACGGCUCUUCAGAGGCUACAGGCGAAAUUUAUUAGGAUUCAGGGACAAACAUUUUAGUACAAGACUUACAGACAAUAACUCAGCGGGAAAUAAACACAUGGAUCCAUCUGUGAGGAGCAUGUUCUUUAUGGAGGAAGGAGAAAGUUUUUAUCCUAAGGUAGAAAUCUUUAUUCCAAGAGAGAGCAGACAGAGACAGUCCGUCAUGUUUUUGUUUUUUUUCAUAUUUCAGGCUUUGUUUAGAAAAAUUAACCAGAUUUUCGUUCAUUUGACCUGAUGUUGUUGUUGUUCCUCGGAUCAGUCAGAUUUUAAAGUUUAGGGUGAGCUGGGGUGGAGACCAUGCUGACCAGAAAAUUAUACAACAACAGGAUGUUGGGGUUACAGGAUCAGUCCAAAUGUGGGACCAGAAAUGAGCCAGAAACCGUCUCUGAAGGCGAACAAUGACCGUUAGCACAGACUCCCCUGCAGUUUUGACUGUCUGAAAUCAAUGUUACUUUACGCUGUCGCAAACAGAUACAUGUCAGGCACUAGGACUAAACGGCUGCUUAAGCCGAAAAAUGGUUUCCCACAGUUUGGACCGCCCACAAGGUCCUUGAUUGGCUCUGCCGCAGGGACGCUUUUUGUGUGUGAUUGGCUAUCCCUGCUGUCAGUCAUCCCAUGUCCACCGACUAGAGUUUUGCAAGUUUCUCGUAACCCCAAAUUUUCACCGCAUCCGGAAUGGCUACAAAAAGGCCAUAUUCGCCGAGACUCAGAUUAACCCGUGCUGGAAAGGAAGUCGGCCACAGACACAAAAUAAAACAUCCGGCUUCUUUUCAAAAUAAAACACUCCGUGUUUCAGGAGGAUCGUAUUUCACACCAUGCAAACGGGCGGAGACGAACAAUUGAAAGGUUUUUAGACGUCAUUUCACCCCGAUGACACCAUGGAUGAGGAGAUGCUGAUUCUAGAAGUCUAGAAGUAGAUUUCCUCCUCUGGAAGGACACAAUCUACUGCUUAUAUGUCUAUGUGUCUGUCUUUAUACAGACAACUUGUUAUCGUUAUUAAAUGAAGAAAUCUGAGCUGAACACUGACGUUUGAAUCCACGUGUCACAUCGAUACUCAACUCACAUGUGCCCCCAAACCUUUGAAUUUCGUCCAUGACCGUUAGCGUUGUGGGUCAUACUAAUACAGCGCUCAUAAUGAUCCUUAAAUCGAAAACCCCGAGCCGAUGUUUGUUCUCCUUCAGAGAACAGAUGUCUGCGCUGACCGAGUGGAUAUUAUGACAGCCGCCCUCGAGCGCCUCAUCAAAAGAUUCUGUGAUUAAGGAGAAGAGAGAGUCGUCUCAUUGUUCGGAGAAAUUACGCAAAUGAUCCCUCAUUGUCCUGACUAACUCCUCCUCGUACAGCUCUCCGUCUUAAUUACUGUUUGUCUGAUGGAGGCGCAGACGGAAACAAAGAGGGACGGACGGGAAAAAGGGUGAAGGAAACAAAAGAGACGGAGAGUCCAGUGAGCUUUUCAAACUCAGACAUGCAACUAAAAGUGCUUUUAUAUUUACACAAGUGGUGGAAUAUUCAGGGCGCGGUAAUCAAGUGUCGAUGUUGUUUUUACAUGAGCUAUAAAAACAGCAGAAGCAACAUGACAACCUGCUUUAAAAUCUAGAUACAGUUCUUCAAAACGAAGGAAAUCUGUUAUAAUUAAAGUUUUAAUUUUAGUAUAACUGUCUAAUAUCUGAGUUCAGUUUAUCAACCAAUUAGGGGCUGUUUCUGGGAUCACCUGACCUGCAAAGACACAAUAGAAAGCGAACUAUAGCUGUGAUGUCAGACAGGUAAAAGACCACCUCAGCUUUAAAGGUGGGAUAGACAAAGCCGUUCUCCACCUCCUCUAACCUGAUUGGUUGUGAGGCAGACGCUGCUCCCCCGUGUCGUUCAGGAGCCCAAACAAAGUUAGCGUGCUACAAUAUCGGACAGUAGAAACCAACCAGAAAGUUCGGAAAAUUGUCUGAAUCCUCCUUUGGCCACGACUGCCGACACAAGCAAGAAAACAGUCAAACAUAAACAGUCAGCAAGAAAACAGUCAGCAAGAAAACACUCAGCAAGAAAACAGUCAACACCAAACCGUUCAACAGGAAAACGGUCAACACCAAAACAGUCAACAAGAAAACAGUCAGCAAGAAAACGUCAACUAUAAACAGUCAACAAGAAAACAGUCAACCAUAAACAGUCAACACCAAAACAGUCAACAAGAAAACAGUCAACAAAAAACAGUCAACAAGAAAACAGUCAACAAGAAAACAGUCAACAAGAAAACAGUCAACACCAAAACAGUCAACAAGAAAACAGUCAGCAAGAAAACAGUCAACACCAAAACAGUCAACAAGAAAACAGUCAACAAGAAAACAGUCAACAAGAAAACAGUCAACAAGAAAACAGUCAACCAUAAACAGUCAACAAGAAAACAGUCAACAAGAAAACAGUCAGCAAGAAAACAGUCAACACCAAACCGGUCAAAAAGAAAACAGUCAACAAGAAAACAGUCAACAAGAAAACAGUCAACAAGAAAACAGUCAACAAGAAAACAGUCAACAAGAUAACAGUCAACAAGAUAACAGUCAACCACAAUCAACAAGAAAACAGUCAACAAGAAAACAGUCAACAAAAAACAGUCAGCAAGAAAACAGUCAACAAGAAAACAGUCAGCAAGAAAACAGUCAACCAUAAAACAGUCAACAUAAAACAGUCAACUACAAACAGUCAGCAAGAAAACAGUCCACACCAAAACAGGCAACAAGAAAGCAGUCAACAAGAAAAUACUGCUCCCCCGUGUCGUUCAGGAGCCCAAACAAAGUUAGCGUGCUACAAUAUCGGACAGUAGAAACCAACCAGAAAGUUCGGAAAAUUGUCUGAAUCCUCCUUUGGCCACGACUGCCGACACAAGCAAGAAAACAAAGUAAAUACCGGAGACUCUGGAGGAAUAACGGGCGCUUAAAACGGAGGUAGACCGGACAAGAGCUAAAAAGACGGGUCAGCAUAAACGAUGGGGGACGCUGAGCCCGACUACCCCACCUUUAAGUCGAAUCAGCAUAUCCAGCAUAUCGUGGUGGAGGUCAAAGGUCAAACGCAGUGGACAGGUGCCUGUAGCUGACAUACUUCACAUGUGCAGGCACACACACUCACGAACACACUUCUCACCUGGACCUCCAGUGUACAGGUCUAAAUGUCAGACCUGUGUGAAUGUGAUCUGACUUCAUCGCCACACACACACACACACACACACACACACACACACACUCACACACUCUCCAGAACUCCCCACUGUGAUGGCUCCAAUUACUGAGAAGGGUCACCUGAGCAGGUUUUCUUGAAAAGGUCAUCCAUCAUGUCACGUCCCGUCAUGCGGGUGUGUAUGUGUGCGUUCCUGUGUUGUGCGUUUGUGUGUCUGUUGUGCUCUUAAUUUCAGCUCCGAUCCUCACCCGUGUUUCCUUUAAAAUCAUGUCAAAGUCGAGCUGAUGCAGAUUAAUAUCCUGAUGUGAAAGAUUUACUAAGUUGUGCACCUGCCUGAGGUAGGAGAGACUGCACUCCUUUUUGUCACCCAGGAUUUCCUUGAUCAGCUGUGGAGUCUGGUGAUCCGCAGCGGAACGGAAAGAAGCCGGUGGAAAUUGACUCGUUAACCUGAAUGGUUACGAUCAGCAGAGAUGUCCUUUUCAUAGCCGUUCGGGAAGCGGUGGAAAUCGGGGUUUAUGGUGUUUUACUUUGAUAUCGAUGUUUUUAUAGUUUGAAUUUUUCAGUCGUGCUCUGUAACACGCCUGAUGACUCAUUCCUCUGCACAGAGCAUCAUGUUUGAUCGUCAUUUUAAAGAGCAGAUAUUAAAGAGUGUGAUGAAGUGAUUCUGAUUCAAACGUCUGUAUUCAGGAUCGCUUCAGGCUGCGUUUGCUGUGUUAAAUGGACUGGUCUUAAUCUGGACCCUCCUCUGGGUGUUUCUCUGCUUUUAGACGAGUUUAAACUUCCAUUUGAUCGACUUGGAAAUGAGCCGCAGCGUUUCUCUCUGAUCUGGUGCUUAAACUUUCCUUUUUUUUACUUUGCAGUGACGUCCUCUUAUUUGCAUAUUUUGCUUUUCAGACUUGGAUGUUGUUUUCUGACUCCAAAGGGCACAAAGCUGCCAGACAUUUGCUGACAUUUAAGAUGAAAAUCUUUGUUUGUGCGCUGAAAACGGAAGAUUCACGCGCGAAAACAUGUCUGCGAAAAGAAAGACAUUUUAAUAAUAUACAUGAGUUUCCUGCUCCCCCAGAGAGUUUUCCACCCACCAAAGAGUGCAGCUGUUUUCAAACUGCAAUUUCACCUGUAAAUGUGUUUGAAAAACACUUCAAACUAACAGUCUGAUGUGCUGCAGUGGUCCGUACAGUUUCCAUUUAGAGGAACAGGCUGUGCAUUCAGACAUGAUUCUGCAAAACACGAAAAACCAACGUCUGAGACAAACGGAGGAAACAGCAGAAGAAAUAUCAGAGAGAGGAAGACCGAAUCAAAGUUUUCCACUCUGUUAUUGAACAUGAACACACUCGUAUAGACCAGAGAUAAACACAGGAUCAUACAGACGAGCACUUACAGACGUGCAGAUGUCAAAGUGAAGAGGCUGCACAAUCACAACACUCAAGAAGUAAACCUGAAACUUUCCAGCAGCUUCAAUAAUCUGGUCGUCUGGGUCUGGGAUGAGAUCCUGCCCCCAAGUACAACUAAAAUCGCUGCUGGUGGUCUCAAAAAGUGUUAUGGGGCGUCGACACCAAGUGCGAGUAAAAUCAUCUACUCGCUUAAUUCGCGCGAAUCUAGACGCAAAAAUGAACAGUAUUUCCUCGCUUCAUUCACGUGUCAACAUUAAUUUCAACAGUAAUCAUACAUGCAACCAGCUGCCAAUUCUACCGGUGGGAUCAAGUGAUAGACGAAGGUUUUUUACAAUUUACCAGGUAAUCCGACCUCCUCACUCACUCAUCAAAUAAUUUGGGGUACCCACACACCGACACGAUCAGUUUGUUCUCCAUUUUAGAUACCAUCCAUCUGUUUUCUUAGAUCACCCUGCAACUUUCGUGCUGAUUAGUUAUCCCGACCUCAAUAUCCGCUCAAGUUGAGACAUUUUCAGCUCCCACUCAAUUCGCGUCAUUCCGGCCGACAGAGUAGCAGAAGUGUCUAAUCGCGUCUUUACAUUGACUUAACGUAAUUUAUUCGCGUAAAUGAUUUUAAUUGCGGAGACAGUUACAAAACCCACAGGAACCAGAACGUCUCCAGUCCACUCCGGAAUAUCAGGAGGAUCAAAUUCUGAAGCAUUAUAAUCAAUGUGUGUAAUGUUGGAGCACGGCGCAUCAAUUCAGCGCAGCAGGAGCAGCAGCGGAAGUUUUAUGCAGUUACAAAGUUAAAUAUCUGGUUAAUUUUGAAAAUAAAAUAAAGUCAAUACGUUGAACUGUUCUUAACUUGAUAAUAGGAGAGGUCAGGGUUGUAGGAUGUGGGUGUUUACAUACACUGAUCGGCGGAUUCAUUCUAUGACUCACAGGGAAACUCGUGAGAUCUCGUCCAGUCUUGCGGGAAAUAUCGGUCGACACGUGGGCGCUUCUUCUCUGAUGGAGGCAGAGGAUCGGAUCCGAUGGGCACCCUAAACUCCACCGUACAGCCAACAGCCUCUCUGUGCAUGAGUGCUGUUUGUACAUAAAGGCAAAAUGCAUUAAUUCAGGUCUUUGUGCACAACAGUACUAGUGCAUACUCAGGUGAUGAGAGAAGAGAGAGGAAACCACAUUUGGUUGUUGAAAAUAUUGAGAAGUCGUAGUUUUGUAGAUGUCUGCCAUCAAUCCUGUAUAGGUCUUCAUCAGCUCCGGAUCACACCUGACAUCCUCUCCGGGUUUUUCGUUCUGUUGAGCACAUUCGGACUCUUCGGUGGCAUUUGAAAACCCGCUGCACUCAGACACAAAAGAGCAGGAGUGUUUCACUAAAGGUCAGCGCUACUUUGUCGUCUGGGAUGGGGCGAGAAGAGGAGGGCAGCUAAACAAACACCGAACGUGCUUCACACGGAAAAGGUCAAGGGCCGGCAAAACAAAGACGUGAUGGAUUUCAUUUUCCUCACUUUUUCUCCAGUUGAAGGUGACGUUGUUGUUGUUAAAAAAACACACUAUGAGGCUCGACUUCUCCUUGAAAACUUCACAUCCGAGCUUUAAUAUUCCUCCGCUCUGUGACGCCACAGUCAUCGGUAAUUAAAUCGAGCGUGUUUGACGAGCUCUGGGAAAAACAGUCACAUCCGUCAGACUGAUCCUGCAAGUAAGCACGUGGAGGGAAAUGGCGUUCCUCGAGGUUUAGGGGCAACAUGUAGGAGGAAAUGAAUGAAUUACAGUAGGCAUGUCCUUGUAAUUGUAUUUGUGUUAUUUCCCCGAGGGUCCCUCGUUUACCUCCGCUCUUCAUAACACAAAUACACAAAUACACAAACACACGAGCAGAGACUUCCUCUCAUUUGUCUCUGCAUGAACUCGCUCCGAUGACGUCGGCGUCCGUUACUGUUGUGAUUCAGGCUAAAAUUAGACGAUUAUUCACCGUCUUUGGCAAAGUAGACUUCGUUUAGUCGUAAGGAUUUAACUUUACGCAUAAAUCUUCAUAUAAUUUGAGUUGUAUAAUACUAUUGUUAUGUUUAAGUAAUUAAUCAAGGUUUGAUAUUGUUGUAUUAAAUGUCAUCUGCGAUGCUUUUAUUUUGCUGUUUUUGCUGCCUUUGGUCCAAAUGUCCUGCUUUUAUUUUGAAAGGUUGCUGAAGAGGCUUUGGUUAGAUCAUGACUUAUGUCUGAAUUUUUCUGCCCUCCUGAAGUUUAAUGAAUAAAUGCAAUGACAUACAGCUGUAACAUCAUGAAUCAUACAUUUAAAGCACAUUUGUACUCCUCUGCAUAUUAAAAUUUUGCAGCUAAAUUGGGUUUUGAAUAAGAAUACAGAUGUUUGCAUGGAGGAAAUAUGAUGAUACAACCAAAACGGUGCAAAAGUCAUUUUCAGAUCAAAGUAUUUGUUCCUUCAGACGAGGUAAAUGACGAUUGAAGGGUUCAUGAGUCUCUGUGAAAGCCUCACAACAGAGAUCUACUCUGUGAUGACAAACUUUGUAUAAAAGUAAGACUAUCUGUACUAAUCAGACAGAUGUGACGACAUUAUCGAAGUUCUCUUUCUUCACCCUCAGAUGAUUUCAUAAACACAGAUCUGUGUCACUCCUCCACUUUCACUCGUUUCAUCUACAUAAUCGCCUUCCCGUUCUUGCUUUCUUGGGAUUUUUCUUUUUAUUUCCUUGUUUCCUUUCUCGCAUCAACUCAACCUAACGUCAAACUGUAGUUUUAGGAGGCACUGGUGAGGAAAAAUCUGGUAAAACCUUCAACUGUUGGGGUUCAUUUUCACAAGGUUCUUGGCAGAUUUUGGCAUUAUUAUUUUUUUAUCAAGAGGGUACUUUUUUGUCGUUCUUCUUCUCAAACAGGUCAUGGAGUGGUUAAAUCUGACCAUGCAGAGGGAGCUGAAUCAAUGUGGAAAUGUGAACCUGUGUUUCAAUCAUGUUUGUGAAGCGGUGCUGACAUCUGCUGGUAGAGAGUGGGGUAACAACACAUGGACUCGGCUGUCAUUAUUCUGACGAAGCUCUUACUCUCAGUUUCUUUUGUAGUCACAAAUAUUUUAGAUCUAAAUCAACCAUUUUUAAGUUCUAGAAAAAAAAAGGUCCUGGGUGAAUAUCUGUCAGGUCUCUCAGUUUAAAAGUUCAAUCACAUUAAUAUUUUUAUUUUUAAUCUGGUAACUAUUUCUUUACAUGUUGAUCAUCUUAUGAAUAUAAUUUGUAUUUUGAAGUCUUAAAUGCACUUGAUAUUUUGUUUUUUAGGGCCUAUGUCCACUAGACACUGUCUUUGAUCAGCUGACCCUUAGAGGUCCAAUAGACUUCCCCAUCUCAUUAGAAGUCAGUACACUUUUUUUAUGCACUUCCAUUUUAAUUUUUCGUCAAUCCAGCUUUUGUCGAACCUCACCUAAGUCCGGUUCUGCUGGUUUUUAGCGUUAACCAAUAGUCACUCGGCCCAGAUCCAGAACAUUGUCGGCCAAAACCCUGAUCCCCCAGUACGCCGUCUUCACUCGGCGGAAAGAGGCGUCCUUCACGUCACAGCGAUACGUUCCUAAAAUGACACAAGAAAGAAAACCCAAUAGUUCAAUUAUUGUUUAAUGUCUUUAUUUCACCACCAGGGGGCAGGAUUGUGCUUUUUUGUGUUGGUUUGAACUCAGACUGUUCUAGGCAAUCAUUAUUCAAGUUUGACAGGACUGAAAAAAACUCUAUAUAAAGUUACAUUUAACAGUUUUUAAUAUUUAUUCAUAUUUGUGUUUUUGUCAUUUCUUUUUUAGGGUAUAAAUGCCAUCCAGGAUCGGCUUUAUAAAACCAGCUUGUAAAAAAAGGCCAGAAACCUACCAAUUAAAUAGCUAAUUUGAGUCAGAUUUUAAAUAGAAAGAUAACUUUUUAAUGUGUAACUUUAGGGCCUAUGUCCCCUGAUGAUAUUGGUAGUUUAAUGAUUAAUGUCCAUUGAUGAUAAUGGCAGUUUUAGGGCCUAUGUCCUCUGAUGAUAAUGGCAAUAUAAGGACCUAUUUUCCCUAAUGACAAUGGCAGUUUAAGGGCCUAUGUCUGAUGAUGAUAAUGGCAGUUUAAGGGCCUAUGUGCAGUAGUGGUUACAGCAGUUUCAGGGCUUAUGUUAAGUGGUAAGUGUUGAUAACAUAUGCUUUAAAACUGAGGUUAUGGUCAUAGCCAGCAAAAGUAAAGAAGUGCAAUCAGUGGACACAGGCCCUAAAUUUGAGUCCCUUAUAGCAAAAUCAAGUGAUGUAGCUUAAUGCAGUACAGUGUGUUUGAAGCACAGGUGUGUUUACCUGCGUCCUCUUCUUUGACAGGAUCCAGGACCACUCGAUCCAGCAGAGGGGCGUUCCAGCGGGUAAACAGAGAGUCGUCAGAGCUGAUUAUACCGCGGGCGAUACGCCAAGACACCCUACACGUACAACAAUAGAAAGAAAUUACCUUGAACACUGCCCUCUAUCGGCGACCUGCUGCAAUUACACCUGGCAUGAUCGUGAGUUUAAAGGACAAAUUCACCAUUUUAAUUCGUAUUUCUCACUAAUGUUAGCAAACUCUCUGAAAGUGUCGCCAACCCUUCCUUCCCUCCUUGUCUCCUCCAUCCUCACCUCCAGGAGAAACUCCCCAUCACCUCCGUUACCUCCUUCAUACAGUCAAUCUCAACCCUCUGUCCCGUGGUCACCGUCAUCGUCUUCAGUCCACACUGCCACGACUCCUGACACCUCACCUUACGCUCUCGACACUUUUCUGA